UCUUAAAAUUUUUUAAUGUUUCCAUUAGCAACACUUGUCAGUAUGAUUGUGAUUCAUAUGAUCACAUUGCAGCUUCCUUGUGACAUUAGUUAUAAAAUGUUGGAUUAGGGUUUUAUUCUUCAAAGCAGAAGAAGAAUCAAGUCUCAACUAAUAGACUCACCAAAAUGAUACAUCACUGGCCCCCUUCCACCAAAGGCUGCUCCAGUUUAGAGUUAAGAAAUGCCCUGUGCUCGAUCUGCUGAAGUUCAUCUGUUCUAUACAAUUAAUGGGUGGAUUAUUUGCCCCAUAGCCUAUUGAAGGCCCCCACACUGUUAGUGCCUCACUCUCACUGGGCUUUUGAUCAUGUUCCCGCUCACUAGUAUCUUCACCUGUGAGGAUGGGCAAGAAAAGAAAGGGAGGGAACUUGCUUAAUGUCUUUUUCUACAUUAAAUUUUAAUAAGGAGGGUAGAAGUUAAUAAACUAAGUUGAGGAGUCUGGAUUGCCUGCCAAUGUCAUCUGCCGAUAGUCCCCAGGCCCGCGCAUCCCAUGGAAAUCAGCAGUCGGCUCGGCUGGUAGGACAGACAUCCCAGCCUCCAAGCUUUGCGCAAAGACAGCAGACGGGAUGAUGGAAGAAAAUCUUCCCCAAUCGUGGGGCCUUUGAGCUUUAUCACAUGCGGUACAGACCGCGCUGGACGUUCGAUCCUGGUCAUUGCUGGCAGCACCGGUCCACUUUCCCAGCGCGGGUCCCUCACACGCUGGAUGCACAGUGUGACUGAGUCCGGGGCACCAGAGGCCCCUUCCCCAAUGUCCCGGGCUCCUCCGGACGACUUAAAACCACAAUGAUCGCGCGAGCUGGGUGACAAAGGAGCAGCAGUGCAGAGAGCUGGCCCAGGAAAAGAGCGCACGGAGCAGCCGAAAAGAGAGGGCUCAGAGCCAAGAUCGCCGGCCCCCUCCAGCCUCAGCCAUGACCCCCGCGGGCCGCCGUAGGUCCCCGCGAGCCGCCGUGAGUCCUGCGGGCCGCCGUAGGAGCGCCGUCCCUCGGCUGCGCUCUCAAGAUGGCUGCCGAGCCCCGCUCCCCCCGGCGCCCUCGCUGAGGUCCCGGCAGCAGGCGAGCGGGGCGAGCCCUGCCUUCCGGCACCAGCGCGGCCUAGAGGCCGGGAGAGGCCGGCCGCCGGCUCCGCACGCACCGUCUCGCGGGGCGGGGCGCCGGGCCCCUUCCGGGGAUGGGCCCCGGCGCCCGAGUCGACCCGACUUGGCCCCGGCUCCUCCCCGCUCGGGCGGGCGCUCCGCCGUGUCCCCGCCCGUCAGUCCGCCCGGCCCGGCUGGCCGCAGACGGGGCCUGGGCGGCCGCACGGGCAGCUCCGAACCCCCGGGCGUCGGGAGGCGUCGGCGCUACCGCCGACCGGCGGCGGGUCCCGGGUUGCGACCCGGCCAGAGCGGAAAGGCGACGACACCAUGUUCUCCCUCAAGCCUCCCAGACCCACCUUCAGGUCCUACCUCCUGCCGCCGCCCCAGACUGACGAUAAGAUUAAUUCGGAACCGAAGAUUAAAAAACUGGAGCCAGUCCUUUUGCCAGGAGAAAUUGUCGUAAAUGAAGUCAAUUUUGUGAGAAAAUGCAUUGCAACGGACACAAGUCAGUACGAUCUGUGGGGAAAGCUGAUCUGCAGUAACUUCAAAAUUUCCUUUAUUACGGAUGACCCGCUGCCGUUACAGAAAUUCCAUUACAGAAACCUUCUUCUUGGUGAACAUGAUGUCCCUUUAACAUGUAUUGAGCAAAUUGUCACAGUAAAUGACCACAAGAGGAAGCAGAAAGUCCUAGGUCCCAACCAGAAACUGAAAUUUAAUCCAACAGAGUUAAUUAUUUACUGUAAAGAUUUCAGAAUUGUCAGAUUUCGCUUUGAUGAAUCAGGUCCUGAAAGUGCCAAAAAGGUAUGCCUUGCAAUAGCUCAUUAUUCCCAGCCAACAGACCUCCAGCUACUCUUUGCAUUUGAAUAUGUUGGGAAAAAAUACCACAAUUCAGCCAGUAAAAUUAAUGGAAUGCCCUCAGGAGGUGGCCGGGGGGCUGGUGGUGGCAGCAUCCAAAACACUCCGCUCUUCGAAACGUACUCAGACUGGGACCGAGAAAUGAAGCGGACAGGUGCUUCCGGAUGGAGAGUUUGUUCUAUUAACGAGGGUUACAUGAUAUCCACUUGCCUUCCAGAAUACUUUGUAGUGCCAAGUUCUUUAGCAGACCAAGACCUGAAGAUCUUUUCCCAUUCUUUUGUUGGAAGAAGGAUGCCACUCUGGUGCUGGAGCCACUCUAAUGGCAGCGCUCUUGUGCGAAUGGCCCUCAUAAAGGACGUGCUGCAACAGAGGAAAAUUGACCAGAGGAUUUGUAAUGCAAUUACUAAAAGUCAUCCACAGAGAAGUGAUGUUUACAAAUCAGAUUUGGAUAAGACCUUGCCCAAUAUCCACGAAAUACAGGCGGCUUUUGUGAAACUUAAGCAACUAUGCGUUAAUGAGCCUUUUGAAGAAACUGAAGAAAAAUGGUUGUCUUCACUGGAAAAUACUCGGUGGUUAGAAUAUGUAAGGGCAUUCCUUAAACAUUCAGCAGAGCUCGUGUACGUUCUAGAAAGCCGACACCUCUCCGUCAUCCUACAAGAGGAGGAGGGAAGAGACUUGAGCUGUAUUGUAGCUUCUCUUGUUCAAGUGAUGCUGGAUCCCCAUUUUAGGACAAUUACAGGAUUUCAGAGUCUGAUCCAGAAGGAGUGGGUCAUGGCCGGAUAUCAGUUCCUAGACAGAUGCAACCACUUAAAGAGAUCCGAGAAAGAGUGUCCCUUAUUUCUGCUGUUCUUGGAUGCCACAUGGCAGCUCCUGGAACAGUACCCGGCGGCCUUCGAGUUCUCGGAGACGUACUUAGCAGUGCUAUACGACAGCACCCGUAUCUCCCUCUUCGGCACCUUCCUCUUCAACUCUCCUCACCAGCGGGUGAAACAAAGCACGGAAUUUGCUAUCAGCAAGAAUAUCCAGUUGGGUGAUGAAAAGGGUCUGAAAUUCCCCUCGGUUUGGGACUGGUCUCUCCAGUUCACAGCGAAGGACCGCACCCUUUUCCAUAACCCCUUGUACAUCGGGAAGAGCACGCCCUGCGUCCAAAACGGUUCUGUGAAAUCUUUCAAACGGACAAAGAAAAGCUACAGCUCCACGCUGAGAGGAAUGCCCGCUGCCUUCAAGAACGGCGUCCUCGGCGACCCAGACUUAGUCCCCAGGAGAAAUUCGUUAAUCCUACCGGCAAAGCCCGAGCGCCCUCAGCCCCCCGACGGCCGGCAGAGCGGGCUGGAGCGCUACUUCACCGAGUGGUGCUCCCGACCGGCCGACCUGCACGGCGUCCUUCUGCCGCACGUGUCCGGGCCGCGCGUGAAGCUCUGGAAACUCUGCUACUUCCGCUGGCUGCCGGAGGCGCAGAUCAAGCUGGGCGGCUUCAUCACUGCCUUUCACAAGCUCUCCGUGCUGGCCGACGAGGUGGACGCGCUCAGCAGGACGCUGCGGCAGCCCCGGGCCGGCCCCCCGCAAGCCUGCCCUCCGGGGCUGGACAAGAGCAGGAUGUACUUCCGGGCCGGCGGCCCGCACGACGCCCCGGGGACGCCGGACUUCCUCUCCUCCUCCUUUCCCUUCUCCCCCGUAGGCAACCUGUGCAGGCGAAGCAUUUCAGGAACGCCACUAAGCAAAUUUUUAAGUGGGGCCAAAAUAUGGUUAUCUACUGAGACACUAGUAAACGAAGACUGAAGGGUCCGAUUUGCUGAACGUUGGGAGGGAAGCCACAGACUUCUCCUCUGAAUUAAAAUUGCUAACCUAGGCAUUUGAGGCUCUAAGAAUUUUCUAUGUCAGAAUAACAGUGGAAAUUUGCACUAAUAUUUGGAAACCUGUUGAAUUAGGCUUCCUUCGUAAUUUUUUUUUUUAGAAACAGGCAGAACUUCUCUUUUUGAUGGCCUCUUUUUGCCAUUGCAGGUCUGGCCAGUUGUAGGUGAUCUGGAGGCAGACCUUCCCCCACUCUUACUACUGUGAGCAAACCAGUUAACAGGAAAGUUAGGAAAUUAGUGUGUAGUAGGUUUUCAAGAUGCAUCCGGUAAGCUCCCCCCACAGGCAUUAGGAGGUAUUCAUAGAUUUUUCCGGUCACUGUCCAUUCUCUGCGAUCACCGGAGGGCUCAGUAUUUCCAAGGCCAUAAUUUAUUGUAGAUCACCUUGUUUGGGACCGUAGAUCACUGUGUUUUAAAAUCCUGAGUUUGCUUUCACCUUCAUAGGACUAAUAUGCACGGUUGACUUCGAAAGCAUUUGCUGUAGGUAAUACCAACUUAGAAGUGCCUUUGACAUUAAUAUUAAUUAAGGUACGCAUUAACACAAAGUAAACCACAGUUGCAGUUUUUAAAAUAAGGGUGUUAAAAGCCUGCGUAUUGGAAACAGGCUUUUCGCCUCGGAGCUUCCUGCCGGUAGCCAGGAGUCCCCCAGAGCACAUUGCCUUCCCUCUGAGAGUCAGCGAGGACAAGCGGCCGUGGGGGGGCAGGUGCGCGUUGGUGGGACCGCGGCCAGGGAGAGUGCUGUCCGCCAAAACCCUCCCGCAGAAAGAGCCCGCUUGCUCCCGGGCGUUUGGGGCGUCGCCGUCUAGGCCCAGGGUGGUAGGGGGUCGCGGACACUUGCCCUUGGCGAUCACUAAGGUGGCCGUGAGUCCGCUCGUCUGUGCGGAAGGCCCUCCUCCCCCCGACGAAGUGCCUGGCGGCGCCGUAGAGCCAACAGGGCAAAUGACAGGGCACUUCUCUCAAAAGACCGCCAUUUCCGUGUGGAGAGAACCCCCCGCCCCCCGGCCUCUGCCAGCCGUGCGGAGAGGGAGAAGCGUGCACGCAGGUGUGUGGGGGUCACCCCGUGGGACCGGACGCAAGCGAGCGCUGCGGGCUCCUUAGGGCGGUGGCCUUCACCCCUCCCUCCGAUGCGCACCCCCAGGCCCUGUUGACAGGUGGAUGUUUUCAAAUUGGGCUGUUACUUAGAGUUUCUUCAUUAAAUGCCGUCUUAAGCUUUACAGAAGUUUUGCAGUGAAGUGGUUAAUAUUUUCUAAAACAAGUUUUUUCAGAGCAGUGUCUUACUGUCACGUGUAAUGAAUAGCGGUUUCUGUUUGAAUUAUUCGCCUUUUUAAGAUUGAUGUCUCUGGACUUUGAGGACAGAAGUUUUCAUAGAAUGUCUUCGGAAAUUCAUCUGUGGAUAAGCCCAAUGUUUUUGCCAACCUAGGCCUGGAAAGUCGGGGCUUUUCUCAGUAGCACUGUUACUACUAAACGUUUUAUAGUCCCUGAUUGGAAACCAGUCCCAGGCGCCUUAAAAUCCCACAGCGUAUCCUGCCACAGAAAGUGUCAUAAUUCUCCCUUUUUGAUUAAGCUGCCUUUUUAUUAUUACAAAUUAUUCUAAACUAGGGGGGUUUUGGAGAUGGAUUGUUGAGCAUUUGUAUCUUUAUACUUAUCUUUCCUCACACAUUUAUCUCAACUCCUUGAGCAAUUUUUUUGUUAAUUUACAAGCUUAAAGGAGAUUAGGUACUAUCAAUACUGUUUUAAAAUAGAAAAUGUGCAUAUUUUUGUAUGAUAAACGUAGUAAAAUACGGUUUUUCGUUUUAUUUUCGCUGGACAGUUGUAUCAUGAUUACCGUGCCGCAGGUUACCGCGCACAACAUGAUGUACAGCUGUAACGACGUCAAGUCGUAGCCGUCGUGAGGCUGCCGGCACCUCUGCUGGCCCGGGGCGGGGGGGGGGGGGGCGGGGGAGGGGGGCCGGCGGUGGGCCCGGCGCAGGCGCGUGCAGGAGCCGAAGCCACACCGGAGGGCGCCUCCCGCUCUGGCUCCGGCCCCGCUGCCCUGCGAGCCAGGUUCGUGCCGCACGGGCCCGACCGCUUGGGACUCCUAGUACUGGUGAAAGAUGUACAAUGUCUUACUGUUAUUUUAUGAUGGAGACCGGUUCUAAAACCAAAAAUGUCUUAACUUUAUUUAAGAAAAGUGUAUUAAUUUGUGCUAACGGGGAAAAUCAGCCAGCAUACCUUCAACGAAACCUGCUUGCCGUAGCCGUAACCUCAAGUAGUUAGAACUUGAUUUUGAGAGAAAACUAAAAACCUUUGUGCCUAAAAUUGAUGGACUUCAGUUAAAGUAGGAUGAGCAGGAAGAUGAGAGAGCCUGCUCAACAGUGAUGACUGUGAAGGAAAUUUUGACUGCUAAAUAAAAUUCCCACAGAACUUGGUGGUUGUAGUUGUUAUCAAUAUGAGAUCAUCUACAAGAACGUCGUGAUUCAAGAAGCGAAGGCGUCUUCUUCCAACUCUACUUGUGUGGGUGUCAUCCACUCAGGUUUUUUUGCCUGCUCUAAAGCAAGACAGUGAUAGGUAACAUUUUUAACAUCGAUUCAGAACUGGCUGUAGUUAAGGCCACGUGGGUAUUAAUGGACCAUGCCCUAACCUGUCCUUCCGUUCAGUAAAUCACCAAGCUGGGGAGUAACAUUUCCCUAAGAAGGUCUCCGAACCAGUCUGUGGGGACUGGGGUCCCCAUCCCGGACUCCUGGUCCUAUAGUUCUGGUUAGUUGCCUUCCUACCGUAUACCUUCCUCAGCCUAGGGCUCUUACGAACAGCCCUGUUGCAGUGACACCGUGUAUACAGAAAAUUGCCCCUCUAGUCAUGAGGGAGGGACAGUUGCCUUUGAUAAAGACUGUUCAUUCCUUUGAUGAUCUAGGCCCAAUUAGUAAGAGCAAGUUAAAAGGUAAGGAAUUUAAUGAGAAUUUAUUUUUAAUUCCCAGAGAAAGAAUUUCAUCUGUUUGUGCCCUUCUUAGAUAAUCAUAAAACAAGAAUGUUUAACAGCUGCGUAUAUCCGGGCAGUAUAGAAAACCUUAAAUACAGGUCUCUCCAGUAUACUAAACUAGAGACAUUGGGUAUGCUACUUUUAUAAAAGACCAAAAGCUAUGAAACAUCCCAUUUGUUUGGAUUUUUUCCAGCUGUUUUGCAAGUGUAGCUUAGUAACAUAGAUGCAUCCCUUUCCUAAAAUGGCCACCAAGGUUAUAAGCUUCUAGAAAGUUCAUUACCUGCUAUGUGGAAUCAAUGAGUACAUUCAAGCCAAGACCAAGUUUUAUGACACACAGACACUGGACAAUGAUGAGUCGUAAACUCUCAGGUUUAUUACUGACAUAACAAAGUUAAAUAAAAUGUAAUGAUGCUUUAUGCUUUUGAAAAUCAAUCCAUGUGUCACCAGACUCCCCCAACUCGACAGCUCUUAGGUGAGGCUUUUGCUCUUAGCUCCAACAGCAACCACGUGGCAGACUUCUACGUCGGCCCCCAACUUCUGCAGUUCAUCCAACCAGAGCAUUUGCUUAUGUGAAAGACGAUCACUGGGGCCUUUAACUUCCACCAGCUGGAAUGUAAGUUUUAAAAAAGUUAUUUAGUGGGCGCCUGGGUGGCUCAGUUGGUUAAGCGACUGCCUUCGGCUCAGGUCACGAUCCUGGAGUCCCGGGAUCGAGUUCCGCCUCGGGCUCCCUGCUCGGCGAGGAGCCUGCUUCUCCCUCUGACCCUCCCCCCUCUCAUGUACUCCCUCUCUCUCAUUCUCUCUCUCUCAAAUAAUAAUAAAUCUUUAAAAAACAACAACAACAAGUUAUUUAGUAUCUUACUGAAACAGAAUAGCCAAGUAUGCUAUAGUAGUUUUCACUGACACUGCUCUACUUACAUAUAUAAAACAAAGAUACAUGUAUGAAGUUCACUUGAGAAUUAUUCUGUAGAAAGUAGGCAGUUCUUCAGAGAAUUACUACAUUGUUUCUGAAUAGACAGUUGACAAAUAGUUUUAAAGCAUACACUAGAUUAUUGCUCCCCUGCUUAGAAAUUAUUUACUUUCUAAUCACAGAGCUUACUUUGUUAUAUUUGCAGUUAAAUCCAAACUUUUGUCAUGACUUACAAAACUAUCAUCUGGACCCUGCCAACCACUCCAAAGUUCCUGAGAAAGACCAACCUCUUCCCAACCGAAGGGCCCUUCCAUACGCUUGCUGUUCCCUCUGCCCAGGACACUUCUUCCUGUUCUUCACAUGUCUGACUUCUUACUUUCAAUGCUCAGCUUAAAUCCCCCUCCUAGAUGUCCAGCACAUCUCAAAGCAGGGUCCUUCUAUGCACUUCCUCCACGGCAUUUAUCAGAAGACAAAACUGUUCAUUACAUACCAGCUCCAUGAAGGCAGGAACUGUGUCAGUUUUAUUCACUGCAGAUUACUGAACUUCAAAAUGGCAAUAAAAACUAUCCAGAUUUUCCAAAUUUGAUAGAAACUACAAACCCAAAGAUCAAUGAACCCCAGGCACAGAAACAUAACACUAUACAAAGAAACAUAAUGAAGUUGCAUAAUUGGUGAUAAAGGGAAUAUUCUAAAAGCAGCUAGAAUUUUUUAAAGCCUAAAGGGAAAGACUACACAUUUAUCAUUAAAAAACAAUGCAAGCUAGAGGACAAUGGACCAGUAUUUCAAAUUACUGAAAGGAAAAAACUAUCAACAUAGAAUUUUUUCCUCAGAGAAAAUAUCUUUCAAAAGCAAAGAUGAAAUGAAGACUUAGACAUAGAAAACCUAAAUUAUUCAUUACUAGCAGGCCUCCAUUUCAAGAAGUGUUAAAUUCUUUAAGCAGGAGGACUACAGUACGUGGAGGACUACAGUACGUGGAAAUCUGGAUCUUUACAAAGGAAUAACAAGCAGUAAGAAUUUCUAUCUAGGGGGAGACCUGGAUGGCUCAGUCAGUUGAGCAUCCGACUCUUGAUUUCGGCUCAGGUCAUGAUCUCAGGGUCCUAGGAUCAGGCCCUGCAUCGGGCUCCGGGCUCAGCAGAGGCUUGAGGAUUCUCUCCCUCCCUCUCCCUCUUCCUCUACCUCUCCCGCUGCCUGUGUUCUCUCUCUCUCAAACCAAUCAAUCUUUGGGAAAAAAAAAAAAAAAAAUUUUGUACCUAGGGGAGGAAAACUAAUUUCUAUCUAUGUGAGUAAUUAUAAAGAUUCUUAAAUCAACUGUAGAAAGCAAAAAAAUGUAGAAUUUAGAACAUAUAGAAAAAUGAUGUAUGAACAGUACAAAGGCCAAGAGAGGAGAUAUAAAAACAUGUUUUUUAUACUAUACAUGUAAUAGCAUAACAUCACUUGAAAGACAGGAAGCUUAAGAUCUACACUGGAGCAACCACUUACAACAAUUAUAGCUAACAAGUCAACAAAGGACUAGAAUACAAUCUUUAAAAAAAAAAAAGGUAGAAAAAG
Messenger RNA from Mirounga angustirostris (Northern elephant seal), 9223 nucleotides. It is a transcript of the gene MTMR10, whose product is annotated as myotubularin related protein 10. Gene Ontology annotation, biological process: phosphatidylinositol dephosphorylation. The coding region runs from base 1435 to 3741 and encodes 768 amino acids. Lineage: Eukaryota; Metazoa; Chordata; Mammalia; Carnivora; Phocidae. Gene Ontology annotation, molecular function: phosphatidylinositol-3-phosphate phosphatase activity. The record is from RefSeq and is a predicted model, not a curated record. Gene Ontology annotation, cellular component: membrane; cytoplasm. The transcript has 16 exons.